Cyclocybe aegerita is the source of this 1323-nucleotide messenger RNA. The record is from the annotation of a GenBank genome assembly. NCBI's taxonomy places the organism in Eukaryota, Fungi, Basidiomycota, Agaricomycetes, Agaricales, Hemipholiotaceae.
AUGUCGCCCCCUGUCGUGGUCGUCAUCCGCGCCUUGGACCAGCGCAUACAAGCUCUCGAUCUCCCCUCUCUAGUCUUCCACGAUGCUCCUGCUAUCCUGACCCAGCACUACCACGACUACCGCAAUGCCGCCGCCAAGGCUUCCACAUCCUACGCCACCGGCGGCGCUGCCUCUCUACCGGUCCUCUUCGCCCACCUCCAACCACACAUGGCCAUCUCGCCGGACGGCGUCUUGGACCCAGAAUAUUAUCGAACCAUCGUCGACCAUAUUCUCAAGGCCUGCCUACCCCCCGAGGAUUACGAGCCAGAAGCAGAACGCAUUAUCGUUCGAGAAAUAAUCGUCAAGGUCCUCCUCAACGACCUGAUUCCUCGGAUUACCCAGCCGUGGUUCAUUCACAAGGCAAUUCUGGACCUCAUCGGUCCACAGGAGACCCCUAUCUACAAGUCACAGCCUGUAACUCCAGCCGCCUCAUCCCAGCCAUUUUCCUUCCAUAACAUUAUUGUCAUCGUCCUUUCAGCCCUCCAGUCCUUCUCCGGCAUGUGCCUUGCUAUAAUCCACGCUUACAAGCAAGCUAUCACGACCAUAAAGCUCGUCCAGCAAUCCCCUCCUCGGUCACCUCAGCCCCCCACUCUAGCCGUACCAACGCCGACCCACCUUCCACCCGAACUACUAGCUCCUGCUCUAGCUUCUAAGCCAUCACAAUCUCGGCAUACACCGUCUCUCAGCAACGCCCCAUCAACCACCUCGACUUCAUCCCUUCCCUCCUCGUUUUCCACCGCAGCCUCAGCAGUCCCCGUGCAACCUUCCUAUCUUACGUCGAUAUCUCAUUCAGCAGAGCUUACCGACCACAACUACCCCGCCCCGCUCCUUGCCCUCCUCUCCGAAAUCAUCUGUGCAACAGACCGCUUCACCGCUACCGUCCUCUUCACCACCCUUUCCAUGCUGGCGGCGUGCUUCACGUCGUUCCUCGACAAGCUCCUGCCCCACAUGCUUUUCAACUUCCUUUCGCCAGCCUUCGUCUUCAACAUCACAAGAACGGGAAAGAGGACCCUGUUCCCGAAUGGGUAUCCUGGCCCGCCGCCAAUAGACCCUUCGCCAGAGGAACAGGCGGAGAUACGAGCGCGGUUGCUCGCAUGGAGGGGGAAAGCUGGCCUUGCGCUCGUCCUGCCUCUCCUGGUAGGGCCUGAUCCCUCUCAGACGAUUGCACAGGCAUUGGAGCCCCUGAGCAACGCCCAAUGCAACCGCCACCUCAUCGUCUUCCUCCUCGACCGAAUACUCAUCGGCUUGUUUCCUGAGCUCGGCGGUGCGGCGAUGUCGUCAUGA